UUUAACCAACGUAUAUACUUACUACAUACAUAUAUCCAGCGAGGAAAUUAAUGGAAAUCGCAUAAAAAUUUGGAAAAUUUCAACACGAAUUUCAAGGAACAACGCGACGUAACGAUACACCAUGGAUUUUCUAUUGAAAAAUCCAGAAGACGAAAAUGUACAUUUUAUCGAUGAUAGCGAAUACAAGGGCACCUGGAAUGCGCUGGGCAUGGAGGGAAUCGGGAAAUACGUUCUACCUCAUAAUGCCAUGUUCGAAGGAGAGCUCCGCGAUAGUACUUUUCACGGUCAUGGUAGCAUGUAUUGGAUUCGUGGACAAAGGAUGGACGGUGUUUGGUACCGCGGUCAAUGCAACAAAACCCGAUACAUCUUUAACGACGGAUUGACGUUUCGUAAAAAAAAUUGGAAAUACUGCAAAUUUCCCGAUAGGCGAUACUAUGCCUGCCUAAAGUAUGGAUUAAGACCUGCCGGUGCAACCUUGCGUACAAAUAAUCAAGCCGGACUUGUCAUCCCUCCUAACUGUUACGACGCGGGCAUUGGAAUUUUUAAUCCACGUACGAAUUGUAUCGUAUCGUAUCGAAAUCCGAACAAGGUACUUGAAAUACCAAACGACGCGUUCGUUCGAUGGAUAGAAAGCAAUUGUCUGAAGGCAUGGUCCGAACCUACCGGUUAUCGAGAAGAUCUAUAUGAAAAUUGGUAUUUGACGAAUUUCGAUACGGCCAUUCUUUCAAAGUUACUGCCUUUUUCGAACAAUUCCUCCGAUUCUUGGUGGAGAAGAUUAUCCACUUUUCAAAGGGACCUUACACGAAACGAAGAAAAACUGAAAACUAAUUGCUUCUCUGUCAAAUCGGAUACGUUUCAAAUGGAUAUUUAAGAAAGAAAAAAAGGUACUUGCAACGUUUAAACGAU
Molecule: messenger RNA, 906 nt
Organism: Osmia lignaria (orchard mason bee)
Lineage: Eukaryota; Metazoa; Arthropoda; Insecta; Hymenoptera; Megachilidae
Product: MORN repeat-containing protein 5
Source: RefSeq, a predicted model, not a curated record